GCUCGGCUCUCGGCUCUGCCUGGAGUUCUCAGUGCGGCGACAGCGGUGCUGAAUAUGGCGUCAGACGGGAUGAUUUUAACAAACCACGACCACCAAAUCCGGGUCGGCGUCUUGACAGUAAGUGACAGCUGCUUUCGCAAUCUCGCUGAGGACCGCAGCGGGGUCAACCUCAAAGACCUCGUGCACGACCCUUCCUUGCUUGGAGGAACCAUCUCGGCUUACAAAAUCGUUCCUGAUGAAAUUGAUGAAAUCAAGGAGACGCUUGUCGACUGGUGUGAUGAGAAAGAGUUAAACCUGAUUUUGACCACAGGUGGCACAGGCUUCGCUCCACGAGAUGUCACACCUGAGGCCACUAAAGAGGUGAUCGAGCGGGAAGCUCCAGGGAUGUCUCUGGCCAUGCUGAUGGGAUCUCUGAAUGUCACUCCUCUGGGAAUGCUCUCCAGACCCGUGUGUGGUAUCCGAGGGAAAACUCUCAUCAUAAAUUUGCCGGGCAGUAAAAAAGGUUCACAGGAAUGCUUCCAGUUUAUCCUUCCCGCUCUCCCGCACGCCAUCGACCUGCUCCGAGAGGCCGUGGUCAAAGUGAAGGAGGUGCCGAACGAGCUGGAGGACCUGCCCUCGCCCCCGCCGCCUCUGUCCCCGCUGCCCGGCAGCAGCCCGCACCGGCAGACCGAGGACAAGGGUGUUCAGUGUGAGGAAGAGGAGGAGGAGAAGAAGGACAGCGGUGUGGCCUCCACUGAGGACAGCUCCUCCUCACACAUCACUGCUGCCUCCAUCGCUGCCAAGAUUCCUGACUCCAUCAUCUCACGGGGCGUCCAGGUCCUUCCCCGUGACACGGCAUCUUUGAGCACCACGCCGUCCGAGUCGCCGCGAGCCCAGGCUACCUCUCGCCUCUCCACAGCUUCCUGUCCCACACCCAAGGCGCGGCUCCCCUCCUCUUCAUCCACCCUAAGCAUUGCUGAGGCGUCACGACGAGAGUUCAGAGCACACCUGGAUGAGGUCAUCACACUCAAGUCAAGGUACUCUACCUUGGACCAGCUCCAGUGUAGGUUGGAGGUGCUUAAAGACGAUCGCCGAGGCCAUAGGACCUUCAGUUCUCGAGUGCAGUCACGAUGCAGCAGCAAAGAAAAUAUCCUACGAGCAAGUCAUAGUGCGGUGGAUAUCACCAAAGUGGCUCGGAGACACCGUAUGUCUCCAUUUCCUCUCACCUCUAUGGAUAAAGCCUUCAUCACUGUGCUGGAGAUGACCGCAGUUCUGGGCACUGAGAUCAUUAACUACAGAGACGGCAUGGGUCGAGUUCUGGCUCAGGACGUUUAUGCCAAAGACAACCUGCCUCCGUUCCCAGCCUCUGUUAAAGACGGCUACGCUGUAAGAGCGGCUGAUGGUCCUGGUGACAGAUUUAUUAUCGGCGAGUCUCAGGCCGGAGAGCAGCCCACACACACCGUGAUGCCGGGUCAGGUGAUGCGGGUGACGACAGGUGCUCCUAUUCCCUGCGGAGCGGAUGCUGUGGUUCAAGUGGAAGACACUGAACUCCUGCGAGAGUCUGAAGACGGCACAGAAGAGCUGGAGGUGCGCAUUCUGGUUCAAGCUCGUCCAGGUCAAGACAUCAGGCCCAUCGGUCAUGACAUCAAGCGUGGCGAGUGCGUGCUGUCCAAAGGCACUCACAUGGGCCCGUCUGAGAUCGGGCUGCUGGCCACGGUGGGCGUCACGGAGGUGGAAGUGCAGAAGUUUCCCGUCGUGGCUGUGAUGUCUACUGGGAACGAGCUGCUGAACCCGGAGGACGAUUUACACCCCGGUAAGAUCCGAGACUCUAAUCGCUCCACGCUGCUGGCCACCAUUCAGGAGCACGGAUACCCCACCAUCAACCUGGGCAUCGUGGGAGACAACCCUGAUGACCUGUUGAAUGCUCUGAAUGAGGGAAUCAGUCGUGCCGACGUCAUCAUCACCUCAGGGGGCGUGUCUAUGGGGGAGAAGGAUUACCUGAAACAGGUACUUGACAUCGAUCUUCAUGCUCAGAUACACUUUGGACGUGUCUUCAUGAAACCAGGUCUCCCCACAACAUUUGCCACUCUUGAUAUGGACGGGUCUCGAAAACUUAUCUUUGCUCUGCCAGGUAGGGACGGUAAUCCCGUGUCAGCGGUCGUAACAUGUAACCUCUUCGUCAUUCCUGCCUUGAGGAAGAUGCAGGGAAUCUUAGACCCGCGGCCCACCAUAAUAAAAGCCCGGUUGUCAUGUGAUGUGAAGCUGGAUCCACGUCCUGAGUAUCACCGCUGUAUUCUGACGUGGCACCAUCAGGAACCUCUGCCAUGGGCACAGAGCACAGGGAACCAGGUUAGCAGCCGACUCAUGAGCAUGCGCAGCGCUAACGGACUCCUGAUGCUACCUCCCAAAACCGAGCAAUACGUGGAGCUGCACAAGGGCGAGGUGGUGGACGUGAUGGUCAUCGGCCGUCUAUGAUGACAGCGGCGGGCGGAA
Messenger RNA from Pimephales promelas (fathead minnow), 2472 nucleotides. RefSeq names its product gephyrin b (gene gphnb). NCBI's taxonomy places the organism in Eukaryota, Metazoa, Chordata, Actinopteri, Cypriniformes, Leuciscidae. Gene Ontology annotation, biological process: Mo-molybdopterin cofactor biosynthetic process; establishment of synaptic specificity at neuromuscular junction; gamma-aminobutyric acid receptor clustering. The record is from RefSeq and is a predicted model, not a curated record. Gene Ontology annotation, cellular component: postsynaptic membrane; cytoplasm; postsynaptic specialization. Gene Ontology annotation, molecular function: molybdopterin molybdotransferase activity.